UGUGAUCCGGCCAUCUCCCUGCUGUUCUACUCUUGCUGCCUACCCUCUCUCGCCGCCUCUGCUGUGAGCGAGCGAGCGCGAGGGAAUGGAGGCGAGGCGGGAGAUCGCCAAGCGGGCGCGCACGGCCGGCACGAGCAACGACGACGACGCCGGGAGCCAGGGGAGCGCGGGAGGGGCAGCGGCGGUGUCCUCCGGGGUCGCCGUGAGGACCGGCGCGGCGGAGAUGGACGGGGAGGAGUUGGCCGUCGUGGCGGCGGCGGAGGCUGAGGUGGUGGGCUCGGCGGAGACGGAGGAGCACGUCCAGCGCAUCCUCCUCGCCAUCGACAACUUCACCCGCAAGGUGUCGGAGAUGCUGGACUCCGGGCGCGCCAUGUUCAAGGACCUCGCCGCCGACUUCGAGGACCGCCUGUGCACGAUCCACAAGGAGAGGGUGGAGAAGUGGGAGGAGGAGAUCCGGGAGCUGCGCGCCCGCGACGCCGCCAACGAGCGGACCCGCGCCAUCCUCCACAACGCCCAGCUCCAGCUCUUCCACAUCCGCGAAUAGCCAGCCGAGUUCAAUCUGCUUCGAUCAGCUAGCUGUUCCACACAUCUUCAGCGAAGGCAAGACAUCCAACAGCACUGUCUAACUGCAUGCAACAGCAGCAGCUCCCUGUUUCUUCUGCAUGCUUUCUACUAUCUUUCUGAACUUAUCAGCACAGCAACAUUAACAAGUCCAGUUUGAUGUAGUACUACCAUUACUGUAUGCUCGUAUGAAUCUGCCACCAACAGUGAGUUGCCACUUCUGAAUCUGAACAUGAAUGCUUUGCACUUUAGUUGAAUACGCACCUGUCUUCAGGAA
Messenger RNA from Aegilops tauschii subsp. strangulata, 838 nucleotides. RefSeq lists its product as uncharacterized. The record is from RefSeq and is a predicted model, not a curated record. NCBI's taxonomy places the organism in Eukaryota, Viridiplantae, Streptophyta, Magnoliopsida, Poales, Poaceae.